Molecule: messenger RNA, 3080 nt
Organism: Cygnus atratus (black swan)
Lineage: Eukaryota; Metazoa; Chordata; Aves; Anseriformes; Anatidae
Gene: ZBTB49
Product: zinc finger and BTB domain containing 49
Exons: 8
Coding region: 97-2391 (764 amino acids)
Biological process (GO): regulation of transcription by RNA polymerase II
Cellular component (GO): nucleus
Molecular function (GO): protein binding; RNA polymerase II cis-regulatory region sequence-specific DNA binding; DNA-binding transcription factor activity, RNA polymerase II-specific
Source: RefSeq, a predicted model, not a curated record
GAGGAAGCGGAAAGAGCGGUGGCGGAAGAGGCUGGGGCUGGCGCUGGCAUGGAGCUGGGUGGUGGCCGGAGCCGGUAAUGUAAGUGAUUUUCUAGCAUGGACACUGUUGCUAGCCAUAGUUGUCAUCUUCUCCAGCAGCUACAUGAACAGCGCAUUCAGGGUCUUCUCUGUGACUGCAUGUUGGUGGUAAAAGGUGUCUGCUUCAAAGCACACAAAAAUGUAUUAGCUGCUUUCAGUCAAUAUUUCAGGACCCUUUUUCAGAAUUCUUCAGGCCAGAAGAAUGAUGUCUUUCAUUUGGACAUUAAAAAUGUAGGUGGAAUAGGCCAGAUCUUGGACUUCAUGUACACCUCUCAUCUGGAUCUUAGUCAGGACAAUGUACAAGCUAUGUUGGACAUUGCGCAGUGUCUUCAAGUGCAAAACGUGUUGAAUAUUUGCCACACCUUUUUAAAAUCUUCUACAGCUGUAGAGCAAACAGCCAGCAUGCCUUGUAGUAGUGUAUUUUCUCUGCAUAACACUUUGAGUGCGGAUACUAGCUGUGCCAGUGACAGUUAUGGAACAAACCUAUUACAUGAAUGCUCAUCUGACACGCAAGCUAAUAAAGUCUUGGCUGACCACCAUUCUCAUGCAUCGCAGUCUGUUAAUCUUCAUGCACCCUCAGGUGAUGUACAGAAACAGUCACACGACUCAUUAGAUGGCAACUGCACAGUGCUUCCAUUUAAGCAACCAAGUUACUAUUAUAAACUACGCAACUUUUACAGCAAACAGUUCUAUAAGCAAAACGCUUGCUCUAAUCAGGAGAGGGUGACAGAACAAUCCUUUUCUUACAACACAUCUACAGAAAUAAACACAGCAGAGAAUAAUUCUUGUGCUGUCAGUCACUCUGAAUGUAUUCUGGACACCUCUGAUCAUUUACCAUCAAACUUUCUGGUUCAGUCCUUGAAUGAAGCUGCUCCAGAUCAAGAUGCAGAAAGUGCACUUUUGCAGCCCACCAAACAGAUGCGGCUGAAAAAGGCAGUGCACCUCAAAAAGUUAAAUUUUCUGAGAUCUCAGAAAUCUGCAGAGCACCCUCCUGAGCCUAAAAGCGAUGACAGUAGUAUAACAAGGGUAAAUGAAUCUGUAAAUGAAAGUACUGUGGACAUGACAAAUAUCAGAGUUACUGAAGAAAAAGAAGCUGAAGACUUGGUGAAUUCUGAGAAUUUUGAACAAACUGUUGAAAUUGAAAGAUCUCAAGGGCCUUUGGAACAAGAAGGCCAGUCGCAGACUCUUCAGUCACAGAGACAAUAUACUUGUGAAUUAUGUGGGAAGGCUUUCAAACACCCAAGCAAUUUGGAACUUCAUAAAAGGUCUCAUACAGGUGAAAAACCUUUUGAAUGUAACAUUUGUGGGAAACACUUCUCACAGGCAGGUAAUCUCCAGACACAUUUACGUCGACAUUCUGGUGAAAAGCCAUACAUUUGUGAGAUCUGUGGGAAAAGAUUUGCUGCUUCUGGUGAUGUUCAGCGUCACAUUAUUAUUCAUUCUGGAGAAAAGCCUCAUCUGUGUGAUAUCUGUGGUAGAGGAUUCAGCAACUUCAGUAAUUUAAAGGAGCACAAAAAGACUCAUACAGCAGAUAAAGUAUUCACCUGUGAUGAAUGUGGGAAGUCAUUCAACAUGCAACGAAAAUUAGUGAAGCACCGAAUUAGGCAUACGGGAGAGAGACCAUACAGCUGUUCAGCAUGUGGGAAAUGUUUUGCAGGCUCUGGUGACCUGCGUAGACAUGUGAGGACUCACACAGGAGAAAAACCCUAUACAUGUGAAACUUGUAACAAAUGCUUCACUCGCUCUGCUGUUCUGCGGCGGCACAAGAAAAUGCAUUGUAAAGCCACUGAUGAAGGUCCAAACACAAUCGACGAAUUUGCUCAAGGGAUGGAAACUUCUGAUCUUGAGAAAUCUCAGAGUUCGGACAAUUUUAGCCAAGAAAUGUCUGUUACAUUAUUACCAGUUUCAGUGAAAUUUCCCGUUCGUCCAACUGCAAAUCCAACUGAAUUUGAUAAUUCUGCAGAUUCUUACUGUAAGCUGCGAUCAAUGAUUCAACACAAUGACUCGGCAAACCAGCAAAAACUGAAUGUGGAUUCUGCUAAACUCCCAAAAGCUCCGACACAGCAAACGCCACCACCACCAUAUGCUUAUACAGAUGUAGAUGGAUCUUCUGCAGAAGAACCCUUACAGUCUGAUAAUAUUUCCAUGAUUCGUCCCUCUAUGGUUAGUUUGGACAGCCAUUGUAAUGAUCCACUAGGCAGUCGAACAUCAUCUGCUGCAUACAAGAAUACUGAAGGACAAUUUUUCUCUAGCAUGACCCUUUGGGGUUUAGCUAUGAAGACUUUGCAGAAUGAAAGUGAAUUGGAGCAGUGAGGGCUCAGGUUACUGAAUCGAAACUUAGAGGCAUUUCAUGCAAUAGAUAUGUCUGUGUUGUGAUUACACUGCAGUGUAGAGAGGUCUGAGCUAGUUUUUAAGCCAGCUAGUUUGGGUACUGCUAGAUACACAUGCUAGGUACACAUGCCCAGAACCCAGUGUAGGCUGCCUUUACAUGGCUUCUCAGCAAAGUUCAAAUCUAGUUUUGGGGAUCUUUAUUCUUCUGUUACUGCACUGCGUAGCUGUUCUGUUGUCAGGAUUUGCUAAAAUUUGCCAUUUUGUUUUUCAAUCUGAUAAUGGAAGAAAGGAUGGCCUAAUGUCAAAUUUCAUGAUAUGAGUGCAGUUCAGCUGUGGGUUGUCAGAGUUUUAUGAGGAUGUACAUAUGAAAAGAGGGAAACAUUGAACAAAUCCCUGCUGAAUCUGAAUUUGAAUAGUGGCUUUCUUACCAGUAGGACCAUUGGUUUACAUGACUUGAGUAUUGUGAUAUUAAAAUUAAAUGUUAAAUACUGGACAGUAUUUGUGAUAGUGCAAAGUAACUGUAUAUCUAGAAACUUUAUUUUUUUUACAAUAAAAUUUUUUUUAGUAUUUUAUAAAGUAUUUUGCACAGAAGAUUAUUUGUACAAUGAAGACCAAGGUCAGGAAAUGCUAACUUAAUUUGAAUAAAGGGAAGUUGUUUUACAUUGUAUCUU